Messenger RNA from Bactrocera oleae (olive fruit fly), 4182 nucleotides. RefSeq names its product knirps (gene kni). Gene Ontology annotation, molecular function: estrogen response element binding; zinc ion binding; nuclear receptor activity. Gene Ontology annotation, biological process: regulation of transcription by RNA polymerase II. NCBI's taxonomy places the organism in Eukaryota, Metazoa, Arthropoda, Insecta, Diptera, Tephritidae. Gene Ontology annotation, cellular component: chromatin; nucleus. The record is from RefSeq and is a predicted model, not a curated record.
CUUUGUUUGGCAGGAUUAUGAAAUACCUGUGCGAAAAAUAAUUAGUUUACUAGUCCUUUUUUGGAAUUUUUAACAGUGGAUGAUUUGUUUAUGUGCUUAACAGUGAACUAUAAAGCGCGCACUGUUGCGUGUUUUAUAACAUAAUUCAGCUUAAAUACGCUAAAGUAAUUUUAAAUUUGGAUUGCUUGAAACUGAUAUGUACAUAUAUGAAAUAUUAUACAAAAAUUUUUGAAAUAUUUACCAACUCAAAAUUUUUAAUAUUUCAAAUAUUCUAUAUCUAUUUGCUAUGCCUUGACUGUACAAAAUUAGCUGCAAAUAUUACCAAAUCACUGUAAAUCGCAUUUUCACGCUUUAAUUCGCUACAAAUUCAUGCGCAGUCGCAUAAGCGUUUCUUGUAAAAUAUUUAAAAAACAAAAAAUGUCAUAAAAAAUGGCACUUUGAGGCAAAAAUCAAAAAUUAAAUUCGCAAUGCAAUAAAUAGCAUGCAAAAAACAGUAAAUUUGGGCACAAUCGCAAAAACACUUAUUCUGAAUUCAUUCUUACUUAAAAAACGGCAAACCACCCGCUGUGCCAUGCAUGUACAGCGCAUGCGCGUCAAGGUUACGUCUACGGUCUAGCAAAGAGACAAAGGAACCAAGCGUGCGAAAUCGCUAAAAAAAGGUUUCGUCAACUUUGAUGACAGCAAAUGUUAAAAUCAUUAAAAUAAAUGUAUCAAAUAAAAACUUAAGUAAAUCAAAAAUGUUAAAAAGUUCAAAGAAAAAAGUUACAACAGCCGUGUUGAGCAGAAUUUUGAGAAAGAUGUUAAAUCAAAACGCAUAUCACACAAUAACUAGUUUUUUACACUCAGCACAUAUUCUUUACAUUAUAUAACGUCCUUAGAAGCCGUAACAAAUUUAACGCCGCUGACAUUAACAGCGACAUAACAGAGAGACCACAAUGGCGUUAGCAUUAAUACACACAUAGCAAGGUUACCUUUAACAGCGACUUAACAGUGCAACAACAACAACGCUGUCUGUUAACAGAUCCUUAAAAGUAAAAAGUUAACAGAGCGUUCGCCCUGACUAGCUGAUAUAACAGCCUAACAUACGGUCACCAAACGCGCCAGGUUCUUCAAAGAUCUAACAUUACCUGCCAUCGUGACGUUUUAGUAGAAUAUUAUUAUGCGUUUUUUUCCUGCUGCUUCACCUUACAAAGUUGCUAUUGUAUAUGCAGGCAGGACGUUGCGCAGGUAUUGCUAAGGUCAUUGUACAAGGCAAUAAACACUUAGAUCAGCCAAUGUUGUGAGUGUAAUUUGCACAGCAACGCCUCCUCUUGUAGGUUUUAUACUCCUUUUUGACAUUUCGACUAUAAAAAAACAGACGAGUUAAGCCAACAGCACAUUUACACAGCCAUCGCGAAGCGAAGAGGUUCAAGCAAGAGCCAAAAGUGCAUUAAAAAUUGUUAAAACCAAAUACUAAAAUAAGCACAAGAAGUUGCAAAUUUAAAUAACAGUGUUAAUAGAAAAAGUGAAACAGAACAAAAAUGACCGAAAUGAUGGAUGUGUGCGUGCCCGAAGUUGGGCUUAAUAUGAUGAAUCAAACAUGCAAAGUAUGCGGUGAGCCAGCCGCCGGUUUCCACUUCGGAGCUUUCACAUGCGAGGGCUGCAAGUCCUUCUUUGGUCGCUCGUACAACAAUCUCUCGUCCAUAAGCGAAUGCAAGAAUAACGGUAAGUGCGUGAUCGAUAAGAAGAAUCGCACUACCUGCAAAGCGUGUCGCCUACGCAAAUGCUACACCGUUGGCAUGUCCAAGGGCGGCUCACGUUAUGGCCGCCGUUCCAACUGGUUCAAAAUACACUGUCUGCUGCAGGAACAGCAACAGCAAGCUAUGGAUAUCGCCAACAAAGCUGCAGCUGCCGGCGGUAAUGUCGCCGCUGCACCCAACGCCGCUGGAUUCGGUGAUAUGGCCGCCGCUGCGGCUGCUGCCGCCAAACAACACAUGCAAUCAUUGAAUCCACACAUGGCCACCGCUGGCGGUUUGCUCGGCUAUCCAGGCUACCAAUUUCCUGAUAUGAUGGCACAGGCUGCGCCUUUCAUGUCUGCUGCGGCACGUCAUCCCGCCACCGAUGCCACAUUCUUCAACAUGAUGAAUUCACUGCCGAAUAUGGGCGCAGCACAGUCUGCCUUUCAGCUGCCGCCACAUUUGUUAUUCCCCGCCGCCGCUGCUGCGGCCGCUUAUCAUCCAAAUGCCGCCGCUGCUGCUGCAGCAGCUGCUGACGCUGCCUACCGCACCGAAAUGUAUAAACAUCGUCAGUCUGUGGAUUCGGCGGCCUCUGGUGAUUCGGCACAACGCUUUUCGCCACAAAUUGCUGCUGCCGCUGCGGCUGCUACCGUGGAACAACAAAUGCGUGAACAGCAGGAAGCGACACGUCACUCACCGGAACUGUGUGUUUCGGGCGGCGAUGAAGAUGAGGAUGAUGAAUUGGAUGUGCAUUCACCGUCACCUGGUAUUGUGGGCGCACAAGCGCAACAGCAAAUCUACCAACAAAUGCAAGAACAACAACAGCAACACCAAAUUCACAGCCCGGUGGCGAUACGCGCAUCACCGCUCAGCAGCGCACCACUGUGCGUGCCCGUGCCGACCUCUGCGCUCACACCUAACUCCGUGAAUUCGCCAGCACACCAACCCAGCUCACCAGCGCCAACAGUCACCGAGACUGCUGCGCUCUCGUUCGCCGCCAAAAUGCAAUCACUCUCACCUGUCUCCGUGUGCUCAAUUGGCGCAGAGAGCACACAGCAGCAGCACAGCGUUAUGGACGCGCAGGAUGGCCCCAUGGACCUUAGCAUGAAGCCAGUCAGCUCCGCAUCACGUGCGUCGACGCGGCUUAGCGGCGAUUGUGACAUGAACUGCGAGUUGAGUGAGGAGGAGGCAGCAAUGUUGGAUGCACGUCGCAAGUACUUUCAUUACAACAGCGAUCACAGUGAGUCCGAUACUUCGUCAGAUGGUAGCAGCGCCGUCGCGAUCGCCAACAAGCGUCAGAAGAUGAUCGAUGAGGGCUACAAUUCUGCGGGCUACGCAUCAUCGCAUGGUUCAACAGUGUCAACGUCGUCCGCGACCAGUAUGCAUGGGAUAUUUGUAUGCGUUUAAAUUGUACACAUACAUAUAUACGCAUGCACAUUCACACCUGCUUGGCGCCGGCGCUGCGCGGUGAAAAAUAGUGUCGCUGUGGGCGGAGCUCACUCAUAAGCGCGCGAGUGCUCUGAGCCACGCUUAUUCAGCCGUCGCCAAUAAAGCUGUCAUUUGUUGCUGUUGUUGUCAAAGUGGUUUUGUGGUCUUUGAUCGGCGUAACUGUUGCAAGAAAUGCAAAUCAGCGCAUACCAACGCACACGUACACGUUGUUGUUUAGAGGCCGCUCUGCUCUCCAAAGCUUCGAGCGAGUUUGUACGCCUACACACAUGUUGCUGGAGAACGCGCUAGCCUAACGGUUAUAGUUGCUUGCCGUAUUAGAUGGCGAUCUCGCAAACGCACACACACCUUAUAUCUAUAUCUCGCUCUCUUACACUCUCUCUUUUUGUAAACGCGCUAAGCAAGCUUUUGCAUAUGUGUUGAAACGGGAUAGCAACACAACGUCAGCAAUUGGUGUGGAACAUAGCAGCAAUUGGUGUGCUCAAUAUACACACACGCAUGUACAUGUGUGUGUAAAUCAGAUCCAAAUAUUUAAAUAUAAUUGAUAUCAAUCGCAAUUUAGUCGCAUUUAGUCGCUUUUAAUUUAAUUAAUGCAAAUUUUAAAUGAAGACAUUCCAGCUAGUUAUGUAAAUGUUUAGUUUAAUGCCAGCAAAGCAAUAGCAAAAAGCUGCAAUUAUCAUAAUAAUUAAUUUAAGUAAGUAUACUUAAGCAAUUUCUGUAAAUAAUUACCUUUUAAGUUGAGCAGUUCUAUUUUAUCUUACUGAUUUGCUAUAUAUGUUUAUAUAUGUAUUUUUGCACAUAUUGUAUUUAUUUGCACAUUGGCACAAAAAUUGUAAAUAUUUAUAUUUUAAGUGAUUUUUUUGUUAUAAGCUAAAAUUAUUGCAAUUAAACAAAACCAAAAUUUUUACAAAACAUAAAAGUUCAUAGUCUCUCUUGAAUGUUAGUCCCUCAGCCUGCUAGUUAGUUCUGUAUAUGUUUGUUUAGAGCUAGGUCAAAUCAAAGUAAUUUAUAUAAAAAAAAA